Gossypium raimondii (Peruvian cotton) is the source of this 2268-nucleotide messenger RNA. RefSeq lists its product as hypothetical. The transcript is spliced from 3 exons. Lineage: Eukaryota; Viridiplantae; Streptophyta; Magnoliopsida; Malvales; Malvaceae. Bases 508 to 2031 code for a protein of 507 amino acids. The record is from RefSeq and is a predicted model, not a curated record.
UCAAACACUGGGUUUUCUUUUUCGGUUGUAGAUCCUUUAAACGCUAGAAAACAAACCCAUUUUUUACCUUUUUCUUUUUUUAAUCUUUAUCCCUGCUUAAACAUGUUGUCGACAAUGGAGAGAAAGAGAUAUAGGCGGACACCUGAUCCUCUCUUAUAUAACAUGAUAAAGUACUCAGUACAGCCUUAAAAACACCUGCAAUUUGCAGCCAUUUCUCUUUUUACGGUGUAAAUCUUAUUAUUAUUUUAUGAUAAUUUAUUUAUCACUUGUUGCCUCGAUAUUGUAAACUCUCCAGAUUUGAAUCAGGAACUCUCCGCAUUCCUUCCUUACAUAUUUCUUUAUUUUUUCUCCUCUUACCUAUAUUUGUAGGCCAGCUUGCCCUCCUUCAAAAUCUCUACUUUUUGCAAUAUUUGCACUGCAUUUUUUGUAUUCUGGUGUAAAGUUGAAACCUCUUCAGCUCUUUCAUGCCACUGUUGAAGUCCAUUUCUUGUUGAAAAUUUUGGUUUGAUGAUGGGUCAGAAGCAUUUGCAGGAGUUACUUGAGGAGGAUCAAGAGCCAUUUCAUCUCAACAAGUACAUUGCUGAUAGGCGUUGUCAGCUGAAGAAACCAUCACCUCAGACUCAUCUCCAACUGAAGAAACCCAAACCCAUCUCUCAAACCUCAAAAUUUCCUUCCAGUUUCUGCAAAAACGCUUGCUUUUUCUCCUUCCAUGACUCGCCAGACCCCAGGAAGUCUCCAUUGUUGGGGUUUCCAUCUCCUUGUAAAAGUCCCAAUGCCAUUUUCCUUCACAUCCCAGCUAGAACAGCAGCUCUUCUACUGGAAGCCGCUCUCAGGAUUCAAAAGCAUUCUUCGUCCAUAACCAAACACCACAACGGCGGCACUGGUUUUGGCUUCUUCGGCUCCAUUCUGAAGAGGAUAACUCACCGUAACAGGAACCGAAAGCGGGAGAUAGCUAACGAUGGAGCAAAAGUUUCAGUCAAGGACAUUUUAAGGUGGGAUCCAGCUGUGGCCAAAAACAAUCUAAGUCAGAAGAAAAUGUCCUCAUCGACAUCAAUAUCGGAAGACAAAAGUGGUUAUGAAAUGGGGUUUUCAUGUUCUUACAAUGGUAGGCCAAGCAGUGCUGUUUGGUCAGAGAGCAAUGAAGAGAAAUCCUUGGAUACUUCUUGUAGCUGUAGCCAAUCCGAGGAUUUUGAAGAGAUUUUCUUGUCCGAAGAUGUUUUUGGAAAUAGUUCAGCUUUUCCCUCUUGUGAGAGCCCUUUCCAUUUUGUGCUUCAAAGAAGCCCUUCUUUCGGUCACCGGACACCCAUCUUUUCUUCGCCGGCGACAUCCCCAGGUCGCCACCAAAAACAGGACAAGGAAAGUUAUAAUGAAGUAGAGAGCUUAAAGAAAGCGCAAGUAGUAGAAGAAGAAGAACAGUUCAGCCCUGUAUCUGUUCUGGACCCUCCAUUCGAGGACGAUGACGAUAGACAUGUGAAUGUUGAUGAUAAUGAUGGGAACGACAGUUUUGAUCUUGAAUGCAGCUAUGCAGUUGUACAAAGAACAAAGCAACAGCUACUGCACAAGCUUCGUAGAUUUGAGAAACUUGCCGAAUUGGAUCCAAUUGAACUUGAGAAAAGAAUGUUAGAACAAGAGCAAGAUGAUGAUGAUGAUGAUGAUAAUGAGCAUGAAUCAGGUUCAUGUGAUGAUGGCAUGGUCCAAGAAGUAGUUAAAACAAGCUUCCACAAUGUCCCAGAAGGCAUGAAAAGGCUAGUAACCGAUCUUAUCGGGGAGGAAGAGACGGAACAAAGCUGCUACGGUGAUGGAGAAGCAGUAGCUAAAAGGGUUAGGCAGAGGCUGGAAUCAUGGAAGGAGGUGGAAUCAAACACCAUAGACAUGAUGGUGGGACAAGAUUUGAGAAGAUCAGAGGUUGAUGGUUGGAAGAGAAGUGAAUUGCAGAUUAGAGAGACAGCAUUAGAAGUCGAAAACGCUAUCUUCGGACUACUGAUGGAAGAAUUGUCGGAAGAACUAGUUUCCUCCUCAACCCGAGUUUGAUUCGGAACAAAUUUUGAAGCUCAGCUAGGAUCAUGUCAUCGUGUCCAAAAACAAAAUAAAUAUGGUUUCCCUUCAAAGCCAUAUAAUAAUUUGAGUAUAGUAUGACUUAUAUGCUUAAAGCUGGGUAUUAUGUAUAUUCAAUCAUGUAUUUACAGGGUUCAAUGGUGUUUGGAUCCUAGCUUUAAUGACAUAUAUGUACAAUUCCUAGCUCUUCAUAUAUAUAUACAGGGGCAUAGA